This is a messenger RNA of Aethina tumida (small hive beetle), 2644 nucleotides long. Its product is annotated as carbohydrate sulfotransferase 5. The transcript is spliced from 3 exons. Gene Ontology annotation, biological process: N-acetylglucosamine metabolic process; sulfur compound metabolic process. The coding region runs from base 240 to 1403 and encodes 387 amino acids. Lineage: Eukaryota; Metazoa; Arthropoda; Insecta; Coleoptera; Nitidulidae. The record is from RefSeq and is a predicted model, not a curated record. Gene Ontology annotation, molecular function: N-acetylglucosamine 6-O-sulfotransferase activity.
GGGGACGAAUUCCCAGCAGAAUCCGCAAUUCGUACGCCAGACAACUUGACAUGCAUCAUUCGGGCCAAGUUUGCGGAAUAAAACUAAAACCAGCGUUCUAAUAUUCCGUCGAUCCGUCAAUAAAACAACGGCAAUGUGACUAUUGUGAGUUAAUCGUAAUUCGUUUUGCAGCAAUGUGAUUGUCAUGGCAACGGGACUUAAACAAAACGGCGGAUCCUACGUGAAGAUCCAAUGAAGAGAUGAUGCGAAGGAAUGAGUUCUUUAGCCUGGUCGUGGUGGCGAUCCUCUUCAUUUUGCUGCUCGCAUUCAGCCAAAGGGACUCGAAUUACCACAGACCGAUGCAAUACCGUCAGGUCGUCCUCGACGAACCAAAACAAGAGGACAACAGCACAACGCUGAACGAAAUAAUUGAACAACAACGAUACGAGAUCAGACACGAACUGAUCGAUUACAAGUUCAAAUCCGGUACGAAUUUGCGGAAUUACACGUUGGAAACCAACGGUGAUCCAAUUAGGAAUAUCAUCAUUACGACAUGGAGGUCCGGUUCGACGUUCCUGGGGGAUGUUAUGAACGCAGUGCCCGGCAACUACUAUCACUACGAGCCGCUUUUGCACUACGGCAUCGUGCAAAUAAGGGGCGCACCCCAGUCGGAUUCCGCGCUGAAAACGCUCAAAAACUUACUCAAUUGCAAUUACACAACUCUUAGUAGAUAUUUAAAUUAUGGAAGGUCUCAUCCGUAUCUGUUUACACACAACACAAGGCUGUGGAAUUUAUGUGAGAUGUAUCCGAGGUACUGUUGGAAUGCUGGGUUUUUGAAUCAAGUCUGCAAACUGUUCCCCUUUCAAUCCAUGAAGACUGUUCGGCUAAGGUUGUGGCUGGCUGAAGAUUUAUUAAAUGAUAAAAAAUUAAACAUAAAAGCACUUUUAUUGGUGCGAGAUCCACGUGGCACCAUACAAUCCAGGAAACACCGGGACUGGUGUCCGGGCAAACCAGACUGUGAUCAACCGAACAAUUUAUGCGCCGACAUGGUUUCCGACUAUAGCGCGGCCAUACAGUUCAAAAAACGCUACCCCACAACGUUUAGGGCGAUCCGAUACGAAGAUCUCUCCCUCAAUCCGUACGAACACGUGCAGGACUUGUUCAAAUUUUUCGGGCUGCAGUUCCACGAGCAGGUGAAGAUGUUCCUCGAUUCGCACACGAAGGUGAACGUGGGCGGCGUCUCCAGUACGUUCAGGGACUCGAAAAGCGCCCCGUUCCAUUGGAAGACCGAUCUGAACGCGACCGAGAUCCAGUACAUCGAGGAGAAUUGCGAGGAGGCAAUGAAACUGUGGGGUUAUGUCAAAGUGACCAACUACAGUAACUUGAAGGACUUCAAUCCUUUAACCAGUUAUGAAAUUGCAUGAUCUUUUGUGAUACUAGGCGGUAAUUUGGAAUUGUAGGAAUAGGUACUGUUAAACUGUGAAAGGAGUUUGUCACUUAUUUUUGUAUAAACAGAUAUUUGCACCAGUUAAGGAUAUUCUUGGGAUAAGGUUUUGAUUAUGCCAAUAUGUUCUUGAUAAUGCCAUUUUAUAACAUGUUCAUAAGUAGUCAAUUUUAUUAUUACACUUGCUUCAUAUUUAUACCUAGGGUUAGGUAUCAUAAACGGUAUCUGAACCAAGAACAACUUAAAAUUGAUAAAACUUGGUUCAGUAAACAUUGCAACAUCCAGUCAAUGAAAAAAUGGUUUCUAAUUUUAAAAAUUAAGCAAUAAUAUUGAAAUGUUUUAAAAGCUCACAUUACAAUCUCCCUUUGACCUUUUCUUGACAGAAUUAUUAAUCAAAGAAUGAUUAAAAUUGGUCCAAACAAUUAUGAAAAAGUUAAUCAAAAAACAUCUCUACAUUUGUACAAUGUCGUUUAAUCGUUUAUUAUAAAAUCAGACUGACUAAUUAAUAAUGAAAUGGUUAAAAUAAUUAAAUAGCUAUGCAUCUUCAUACGAAUAAGCAUUUUUGCAAUUUUAUUUCAAAUACUGCAAUGGUUUUCACUCAAUUAUUAAUCUUAUUUAUCUCCCUAUUAGUCAAUUCUUUAUAACGAACUAGUUUAGCAAAUAUAUCAACAAAAGCAUAUCAUAGAACAAAAGCAGCUUUCAAUUUAAACCGUACGAAUUUUUUAAUUAGGAAAUUCGUCUGAAAAAUUUUAAAUCAGAUUUAAUUAGUUAUUUGGGCAAAACAAUAUUUUAGUAUUAAUACACAACUGCACAACUAUUCUAUAGAUUGCCUAAUCAAACAAAUUCACUUCACGAUCACUGAUGGGCUUCCAACUAAACGAUUUUAUCUGUUUUUAAUUCGUAGUUAAUUAUAAGUUUUAAAUAAUUGUUGAAUUUUUAUUAAGUAUUGUUUAUUUGAUAAAAGGAACAGUCUGUUGGAAACAGAUUUUGAUAUCCUUGUAAUGUUUUAAAAGUAUUAUUUAUUGUAAUGGCUAGUGGAAAUAAUUGUAUACGUGUAAGGGUAUAUUUACACCAGAUUAUUGUAAAUAUAUUUAGCACGUAGGAUCAUGUGAUUUAAAUAUUAUGGUUUAAUAUGUUUUACAGUUUUAUUUAAAGAAAUCUUGAAGAUUGUUUAAAAUAAAACUGUAAUAUAUGUUGUAUGUUAUAAACUUUUACGUAAUA